AUGGCAACGAGCUCUGGAACCGUUAAGAAAACAGCACUCUCAGACUUCUCACGACCGAUGAAACGAGGCAUCAUUGCCGUUGGCCUCAAACCUGACGAUUUCUUGGUUGGUGUGGCGCUGACCGAUGGUCAAAAAGAUGUGAUGUUGUUCUCCGAUAGUGGCAAAGCUGUCCGCUUUGACGAAAAUGAUGUUCGACCGAUGGGACGAGGCGCGGCGGGUGUGCGCGGCAUGAAUCUUGAAGAAGGUCAAAAAGUGAUUUCUAUGUUGGUCGCCAAAGCAGAGGUUGAAGGUGAGCAGACCGACCAAACGGUAUUAACAGCCACCGAAAAUGGUUUUGGUAAACGAACACUCAUUACUGAAUAUACCCGUCAUGGCCGUGGUACCAAAGGGAUGAUUGCGAUUCAAACCAGUGAACGUAAUGGUAAAGUGGUGGCGGCUACCAUUGUGACCGAUAGUGAUGAAAUCAUGUUGGUGACAACGGGUGGUGUGUUGAUCAGAACUAGUGUGAAAGAUAUUCGCGUGAUGGGGCGGGCGACACAAGGCGUGACACUCAUUAACUUGGAUGAUGGAACACAAUUAGCGAGUUUACAACGCAUUGUUGAAAAUGAUGAGGUUGAGGACACGGGUGAAGAAACCAGUUCCGAUGCUUAA
Messenger RNA from Darwinula stevensoni, 651 nucleotides. The record is from the annotation of a GenBank genome assembly. Lineage: Eukaryota; Metazoa; Arthropoda; Ostracoda; Podocopida; Darwinulidae.